Molecule: messenger RNA, 1341 nt
Organism: Eurypyga helias (sunbittern)
Lineage: Eukaryota; Metazoa; Chordata; Aves; Eurypygiformes; Eurypygidae
Gene: CDV3
Product: CDV3 homolog (mouse)
Exons: 3
Cellular component (GO): cytoplasm
Source: RefSeq, a predicted model, not a curated record
UGAAAAAGAAGAUGACGAAAGUGAAAAAAGAGAAGAACCUGGGGACAACUGGGAGGAGACUGGGGGUGCUGUAGACAGAUCAUCUGGUCCUUGGAACAAGUCAGCUCCUGCACCAGCACCUGUCGUUGAACCAGUUGUUACAGAAACCCCAGAACCAGUUCAGACUGGUGGUGUGUACAGGCCGCCUGGCGCCAGGGAGGGCGGCAGGCCACGGAGAGCACAGCAAGGACCACCGGAAAUCUAUAGCGACACGCAGUUUCCAUCGUUGCAGUCCACCGCCAAGCUCGUAGACAGUCGAAAGGAUAAAGAAAUGCAGAAGAGCUUUGAAGUAGUAAAACACAAAACUAGAGGUAGGGAUGAGGUCUCAAAAAACCAGGCACUUAAACUUCAGCUAGACAACCAGUAUGCUGUGCUUGGGGAUCAGUAGAGCUGCACACACCUUACAAUUCAGGAAUGCUUUUUUGGUAACCCUUCUACUAAGGUAACUAAACUACAGCUAACGGCUAUGACGAACAUGCCACCUUAUUUCUGCUGGAUCUACUGCAGCAAGUGCAGACUACUUUGACCUAAGUGAUCGGUUCUCCCGCACUAUGGAAGCGUAAUAUGUUACAACUUCUCCAUUGGAUAUGGGGCAAAUUAAUGUAAAUGAUUGAGCAAGAGUCAUCAGUGUUCUUUAAUUGCUCAGAAAGAUACCUACAGCCAGUGGUCAUUUCAAAAUCUUUUUAUGUUCAGAUACUGAGCCUUCGUAAAGGUUGACUACCUCAGACUUGCUGCACUCAUUGUGGACACCAUGUGGAUCACAACUUCUGGAAGAGAAGGUUACAGCUGUUUUAGUGGCCAUCUGAAACUUGAAACCAGCUCUACUGGAUUCCUGUCAGAAAUCCUGCAGAAGUCAGCCAUUUGGUUCCAAUUUGCUAUAACAAAGAUUUAAGUGACCUUAAUGACAAACCUGUUCUGUUCCCCUUCUGAGGAAUCCUGUCAUGCGUAGCCAUAGCUGACUAGAGACUUCUGGAGCGUACCAUACCACUCAUACUGUCCAACUAUAACGGAGCUGUAGUUUGUUUACCUUCUUAGAUAGCUGUACUGAAGUAACUACAAAACAAAUUAAAACUCAUUCCCUAUCGGAUUUGAGGAAUGAUGGGUUUGAAUGGUCUGUUUGCAUUAGCCACUUUUACAGUUGUCUGUUUAAGCUUUUUUCCCCCCUCCCCCCACACCCCCUGCUGUUCUCCACCAAAAAAAAAAGCCCGCCUUGAUUCUGGUUUCAAGUUGCAGCAUAUUCAAAUAACCCUGAGAUGUUGUAGUGAAAUAGGGUUUGUUUUGGUUUUCGUCAGGAUUGUCUUU